Messenger RNA from Mizuhopecten yessoensis (Yesso scallop), 365 nucleotides. Its product is annotated as failed axon connections homolog. The record is from RefSeq and is a predicted model, not a curated record. Gene Ontology annotation, cellular component: cytoplasm. NCBI's taxonomy places the organism in Eukaryota, Metazoa, Mollusca, Bivalvia, Pectinida, Pectinidae. The annotation marks the transcript as partial. The transcript has 3 exons.
AUGUCGGACGCAGCACAGAAACUCACCUGUAACAUAAGGACGAGCGGAAGCGAUACGAAUCCCAUGGUCACGCUCUACCAGCUAGGGCGCGCUCCACAUUCGCCAAGUCUUACGCCAUUUGCAAUCAAACUUGAAUCCUAUCUACGGGUAGCAAACAUUCCAUACAAAAAUGACCACAGCGGAAAAUCUAGCUCCAAGGGAAAAUUUCCUUGGAUCUCAUGUAAUGGAAAGAAAAUUGCCGACUCAGAAUUCUGUAUCGAAUUUCUGAACAAGGAACGAAAUAUUGAUCUUAACAAUCAUUUAAGCGCCGAACAGAGAGGCGCUGGACGAGCUCUUCAGAAGAUGGUGGAGGAAAAUACGUACUG